Pistacia vera is the source of this 465-nucleotide messenger RNA. RefSeq lists its product as uncharacterized. The record is from RefSeq and is a predicted model, not a curated record. Lineage: Eukaryota; Viridiplantae; Streptophyta; Magnoliopsida; Sapindales; Anacardiaceae. The coding region runs from base 1 to 465 and encodes 154 amino acids. The transcript has a single exon.
AUGGGUUCUAAAGAGUGGCUUUACAGAUGCAACUUGUGUGAGUUUGAUGCUCACUUGGCCUGCGCCACAAUAAAACCAACACCUCCUCCGAUUCAACAGUAUUCUCAGGUGCAGCAUAAUUGCCAAGCAACAACACUAACUCCUCAAACUUACGGUCAGGUUCCUGGAUUUCAAUACGCACAAUCACCUACUUUGCAAACCGGUGCACCAACCAAUUACUAUACAAGUAAUGCUUAUGCUGCCCCAGGUGGUGUGAGAACCCAGCAAAAAACUGUGUCAGACAGGCUGGUUAUGCAGUUUCUGUUAAAUGCCACCAUUCCGGGGCUUGGCUUGUUGAUGCAGGGACAGUCGAGGAGUGGCGGUGGUGGUGGUCUGAUUGAGUUUGGAGGUGAUCAAAGUGGUGGUUUUGGUGAUGGAGGCUUGAUUUCAGAUGAUUUGAGUGGAAUGGAUUUUGGCGGAUUUUAA